Messenger RNA from Cooperia oncophora, 378 nucleotides. Lineage: Eukaryota; Metazoa; Nematoda; Chromadorea; Rhabditida; Trichostrongylidae. The record is from the annotation of a GenBank genome assembly.
AUGAUAAACUCUGAGGAGCACAACCUCCUGGAUCUCUCAAUCUCCCAGCAAUACGCUGAAGUGAAAAGUCAAGUCAAGUCCUCAACCGUGCAGAUGUUCGGAUCUACUUCGAUUACCGCUGAUCCCGUUGGCUACUUCCAGGGCACGGCGUUUGUGAGCGCCCUUGCGCGAAAGGAAGAGAAGCUAGACAGCUCGGUUCGACCGCUGAGCGUCAUUAAUAUCCGAGAUGUGCCGCUGCUUUCGUUGGAAAUGAGGGUUGCGCAAGUCAAAGGAACAGCCGAGGAAGCGGAAGUUCGCGUCCAGCUCAACCAGAUGUUACGGGUAUGUACAUACCAAAGCGAAAGAAAAUUUGGGACGAGCUUUAGGAUGGGUUUUUAA